GACAGCGCGUCUGAUGCAGGAUAUGAGAGUGACAGUGUCACUUCUGCCAGUACCUCGAUUGGCUCAUCUGUUCGAGACUACAUGUACGAGAACGGACGUCGCUAUCACAGCUUCCGCGAGGGAACCUAUAACUUCCCCAACGAUGAUGUGGAACAGGAACGGGAGGACAUGAAGCAUGCUAUGGUGAAGCUGCUUUGCAGCCAGAACCUCCACUUUGCACCUAUUGGGGACCAUCCUCAGGAAAUCCUUGAUAUUGGGACCGGUACUGGUAUCUGGGCGAUUGAGAUGGGCGACCAAUACUCGAGCGCAAACGUUCUGGGAAUUGACCUUUCACCUAUACAGCCAGACUGGCUGCCACCUAAUGUUCGCUUUAUGGUGGACGAUGUCGAGUCUCCUUGGCUACACCCCCGAAACCACUUUGACUACAUUCACUCUCGGCAUACCGUAAUGGCGGUCAAAGAUUGGCCGAGGCUCUUUCAACGUGCUCUCGAGCAUCUUAAACCAGGGGGCUGGAUUGAACUUCAAGAAAUCCAUCAUUAUCCACACAGCGCAAAGCAUGGGGGCAUGGUUCCUCCGGAUGCGCACCCUGUCGCCCAGUAUUGGUCACUCAUUACCCAAGGACUUGUUUCGCUGGGAGUCAACUUCCAUGCUGCUGCGGGAGGUGUCUUGGCGGCAAAGAUGCGAGAGGCAGGCUUCGUCAACGUCACUGAGCGUGUCUUUCACGUCCCUCUGGGAACCUGGCCUAAGAACAAGGUCCUUAAGACGGUUGGACUAUACUGGCGCACUAUUUUAACAGAUGGGCUGCAGGCAAUUGCACUGGGUCCACUGACACGAGGUCUGGGAUGGGAUCGCCAGAGUGUGGAAGUGCUUCUGAUGGAUGUUCGAAGGGCAUACAACGACAACUCGGCAUUGCUGUACAUGCCGAUGCACAUGGUAUACGGGCAGAAGCCACUAUAA
Molecule: messenger RNA, 957 nt
Organism: Fusarium vanettenii 77-13-4
Lineage: Eukaryota; Fungi; Ascomycota; Sordariomycetes; Hypocreales; Nectriaceae
Exons: 3
Molecular function (GO): methyltransferase activity
Source: RefSeq, a predicted model, not a curated record